Messenger RNA from Strongylocentrotus purpuratus (purple sea urchin), 4598 nucleotides. RefSeq names its product deleted in malignant brain tumors 1 protein. Gene Ontology annotation, cellular component: membrane. Gene Ontology annotation, molecular function: endopeptidase activity; signaling receptor binding. The record is from RefSeq and is a predicted model, not a curated record. Lineage: Eukaryota; Metazoa; Echinodermata; Echinoidea; Camarodonta; Strongylocentrotidae. The transcript has 17 exons. The coding region runs from base 53 to 3844 and encodes 1263 amino acids.
GAGACACCACUUCAACCUUCAGCUCAAGCGUCAACUUAAUUAGACUGCGUCCAUGAGUUACCAGGGCCUACAGAUGAAGGCCUUUGUUGCCGUCUGUGCUCUCUGCUUCCUAGCCAGACAAACGACUGGAACGCCUGCCUGUAAGCUUGAUCCUACAGGGGUCAACUACAGAGGGAACGUAUCUCAGACGUUAUCUGGUCGCACCUGUCAACAAUGGACCUCGCAGUACCCCCACGAUCACACCAGGACCCCCUCUGAAUACCCCAAUACAGGGCUUGGAGGACACAACUAUUGCAGAAACCCAGACAAUGUCUUCACUGCUUGGUGCUAUACCACUGACCCUGAGGUUAGAUGGGAGUAUUGUGCUGUAGGUGACUUUGACCCAGAGUGUACCAUCACUCCCCUAGCUGGAGGACUAUCAGAGUGCUACCUGUUAUCAAACGCAACUGACUACAGGGGAAAUAUAUCGGUGUCCCGCAAUGGCCAUACAUGUCAGCAGUGGAGCGUCCAGACACCUCAUGAGCACAACUACGCCCCUUCUGACUACCCCAAUGAUGGUCUUGGUGACCACAAUCUCUGCAGGAAUCCAGGGGGAAGUGGUGACAUGGUUUGGUGCUAUACGACUUCCCCUACUCGCUGGGAGUUCUGCAACAUCGGAGUGCCCCGUGAAAAUUGCAACGAGGAAACAACUACUGCAGAAACAACAAGUGUUCCUACUCCUCCGACUCCUGAAACAGCUACCACCACAGGAUCUCCAGAGUGCCAGCAGGACCCAUCAGGGGCCACCUACAGAGGGGAGGUGUCUCACACGGUUUCUGGACGUACCUGUCAGAAGUGGACCCUCCAAGCACCCCAUGAGCACAACAGGACACCGGAGGAGUACCCUAACAGCGGGCUGGGAGACCACAACUAUUGCAGAAAUGUGGGGGCUUCCUCCUUCACUGCAUGGUGCUACACCACCGAUUCAGACGAGCGAUGGGAGUACUGCCCUGUCGGCACCUAUGAGCCCGAAUGCAUGGCACAUACAACAUUGAGCCCAAGUGACUGCUACACCGAUCCCUAUGCAACGGACUACAGUGGGACCAUCAACGUGACUCGCAGUGGUUAUACGUGCCAGGCCUGGACUUCUCAGUAUCCCCAUGAGCACAGCAGGACCCCAUUAGAGUACCCGAAUACUGGUAUCGGGGAGCACAACUACUGCCGCAACCCUGACACCUCAGACAUGGCCUGGUGCUAUACAACUGAUUCCAACGUCAGAUGGGAGUACUGCAGUAUUGGAAUCCCCCAAGAGCAAUGUGAAGAAGAACAGACUACACCCUCCCUCUCACCAACCAGUAUGACAGACAUUGUCCGUCUGAGCAAGGGUCCUAAUUCUUGGACCGGACGUGUUGAGAUCAACAUCGACGGCGAAUGGGGAACUAUCUGCGAUGACCUUUGGGGUCUGGAUGAAGCCAGCACUGUGUGCAGGAUGCUUGGGUACCGAGAGGGCGCUAUACGGGCCAGCGUCAGGGCAGAAUUUGGGUCCGGCUUGCCUACGGUACCAAUCUGGCUUGACAAUGUUGAUUGCUUGGUCCCUUGGGAUAACAUCCUUGAGUGUCAACAUGAUGACAUUGGAGUACACAACUGUCAGCAUUCUGAGGAUGCCGGUGUUGAGUGCAAGCCAAACGAAGAAGCUGUUGAGACUACUAUCUCAUCAAUCACAGCCUCAAACACAGCCUCCUCCGAGCAGAUGACACAGGUAUACUCAAAUGAAGCUGUUGAGACUACUAUCUCAUCUAUCACAGCCUCAAACACAGCCUCCUCCGAGCAGAUGGUACAGGUACACUCAAAUGGAGGUAAUUUCACUCUUCAAGACGGAGACAGUCUGUACAUCUCUUCUCCCAACUACCCUGCCAACUACGAUUCCAACGCCAAUGUUCUAUGGGUCAUCACCAUGCCGGAGGAUUGCUCUCUGGUUCUGAGUGUCCUCAGCUUUCAAACUGAGAACUAUUUUGACGCGCUGACCGUAAGCAGUGAAUCAGAAGCUGAUCAGUCGGUUGUGCUAAUUAGCAGAUUUUUAAGUCGUCUGGCGCCGUUCAACAGAACUUAUGCUCCGUCAACGUUAAUGCGAAUCCAAUUCAGAACUGAUCGUAGUGUAGUGUAUCAAGGAUUUGAGGCAGAAUUAAGAGCUUCUUGCAGUGCAGAAGCUGGUGAGACUACUAUCUCAUCUAUCACAGCCCUAAACACAGCCUCCUCCGAGCAGAUGACAGGGGAAGACUUAAAUGAAGCUGUUGAGACCACCAUCCUAUCAAUCACAACCUCAAACACAGCCUCCUCCCAGCAGAUGACACAGGUACACUCAAAUGGAGGUCAUUUCGCUCUUCAAGACGGAGACAGUCUGUACAUCUCUUCUCCCAACUACCCUGCCAACUACGAUUCCUACGCCGAUGUUCUAUGGGUCAUCACCAUGCCGGAGGACUGCUCUCUGGUUCUGAGUGUCCUCAGCUUUAACACUGAAAGCUUUUAUGAUGCGCUGACCGUAAGCAGUGAAUCAGGAGCUGAUCAGUCGGUUGUGCUAAUUGACACAUUAUCAAGUCGUCUGGAGCCGUUCAACAGAACUUAUGCUCCGUCAACGUUAAUGCGAAUUAUAUUCAGAACUGAUAGUACUGUAGAGUAUAAAGGAUUUGAGGCAGAAUUAAGAGCUUCUUGCAGUGCAGAAACAACAACUGCAAGCCAGACUACAAGACAGACUACACAAGAUUCUAAUGAUAUGACUAGUGAAGCACCAUGGACCAUUGGUGGGAAUGUGGAUUCUACAGGUGGACCUAUCGCUCUUAGGGAGGGACAGGACUACUUUAUUGGAUCCUCUAGCUUUCCAAGCAACUACCCAAGCAAUGCAACCAUUCUGUGGCAAGUGACAACCUCGGACCGUUGCGCCAUCCAUAUCACUUUCAUGGCCUUCAGCACCGAGCCCAUAUAUGACUACUUGGUUGUGGGGUCGCAGGACGUAACACCCAAGAACAUGGUCCAUCGAUGGACAGGAGGGGAGGUUCCUGCACCCCUCCAUUUGAACUCCAACCAGGCAUGGUUUCUCUUCAUGUCAGACUCUGAGACGGAAGAGCAGGGGUUUGUGGCGAAGCUACAUGCUAUGUGUUCAAACUCAACAGCCUCUAUAGAGGAUGUGCGUCUGGUUGAUGGCAAUGUACCACAAGAGGGCAGGCUUGAAGUCCUUUACCAAGGCCAAUGGGGAACUGUUUGUGAGGACCUGUGGGAGAGGACGAAUGCUGAGGUUGUGUGCAGGAUGCUAGGGUACGAGGGAGCCGACUUGGAGUACUCGACCACCGACUUGUGGUGGCUCAUCAAAGGCUCAGGACCUAUCUUGAUGGAUAAUGUACGUUGCCAAGGCAACGAGUCUAGUCUUGAUGAGUGCAGCCAUCUUGGAUUGGGUGUCCACAACUGCGACCACUCCAAAGAUGUGGGUGUGACCUGCAGAACAGGAUCAGAAGCCAACCCAUCCACUGACAAUUCAGCCAUCAUCCGCCUUGUGAACGGCAACCGGCCAAGCGAGGGCAGGGUAGAAGUAUUCCGAGGCCGAAGCUGGGGGACGGUCUGCGAUGACUACUGGGGGAUAGAGGAUGCAAACGUGGCUUGUAAGAUGCUGGGAUACGAGAGGGCCGAGUUGGCUUACAGAGAGGCCAAGUUUGGUGAGGGAGACGGGGCCAUUUUGCUUGACGAUGUCUCUUGCACCGGGAGAGAGCCCAGUCUGUUUGCAUGCGAUCAUAGCGACUUUGCUGACUGUUCUCAUGCUGAAGACGCUGGUGUGAAGUGCCUUGAGACCAGCGGCAGAGAUCUGUCGUUAGCCUAGGGGGAUGCAGACCAGAAGCAGUCCUCCCGGGGGACCCCACUUUUCAAAUACCCCAAAGGUGCCCCUUUUUAACAUAGGAAAAGUACUCCUUUUACUUUAACAAGUGGCCCUAUUAAUUUGUAUAAGUGCCCCUUCCCCAUUUAACCUCAGAUGAGUGCCCCUCUUUAUUUUGACACAUGCCUCUUUUCCUGUACAAGUUCCCAUUUUCCUUUUCAAUAAGUGUCUAUUUUCCAUUCUCAUAACAAAUAAUCCCUUUUUAAUCUUUAGAAAGCGCCCUUUUCAGGAACGAGAAGUGUCCCUUUUCACUUUUGAUAUAUGCCCCCUUCACCUCUGAUAAUUGCCCUAUUCAAAUCUGAGAGAUGCCCCUUUUACUCUGCCAAGUGCCCCUCCCCCUUUUAAUAACUACCCCCUUUUUAAUUUGGAUAAGCGGACCUUAUAUUUUCAGAAGUGCCUCUUUUCCUUAUGAUAAGAGACCCCAUUUUAAAAAGAGCCCCUUCCCAUAAAUUCCCUUUUCAGGUACUUUUCAGGUGCCCUUUCACCUCCGAUAAUUGCCCCUAUUCAAAUAUGAGAGAUACUCGUUUUACUUUGACAAGUGCCCCUUCCCCUCCUGAUGAGUGUACAUUUUCACCUCUAAUAACUGCCCCUUCUAUAUGACACGCGCCCCCUUUCCAUUCUAAUCAAAAUUCAUGUUCUUUUUUCUUCUUAUAAGUGCCCCUUCCCUUCUCAUAAUUAUCUCUUUUCAUUUCUGAUAAGU